GGUAAUUCACAGCUGCGCCAAUGUUUUGGUUUUGACUUUAGCCUCGCAGAUGAUUUUAACAUUUAUAAAAACAGUGGGAUUUAUCACCACAGAAACAAACGAGCAUAAGAUCUGAAAUAAUUUAUUGAAACAAGGAUCAUACAUUUUAUAUUUGGAGUGAUUUUUAUUUUCGCCACAGCUUUCAAACACUAUUACAGGAUCAACAUGAAGGCUGAUAUGGAUAAAAUAGUUUCACUGUCGGAUAAAGACAGUAUUCCUGAACUACAAAAGUACCUCUCCUCUCUUAUGGAUGACCAGUUAGUGACAGUCAUUACAAACAGCGCUCUCAAGGGGAAGAUGGUUGGGACUAUGAUUAAAAGCAUAUUUAAAGGGUCCCCUCCCAGUUCCACUGAAGGGUCCAAAAGGAGACUUCUGUUGUACCAACACUAUAUAACUCUGUGUGAGUCUGGGGACCUACAGACCGAGGUGGCGGCUGAUAUCAUAGGAUUGCUCAUGUUAGAGACACAUUUGCUGCCUGGACCCUCCCUUGUCCAGCUUGCUAAUCUUUUUGUUGAAGCUAUUAAAGUGGGAAAGAUGGGGAAUGGAAAGUCACUGGAGCUUUUCCCUACUGUGCUCACUGCCCUUUCAGCUUGUGAAGUUGUAGCAUAUGGCAAAGGUGAACUAAGUGGUGAAGAAUACAAAAAGCAACUGAUCAACAGCCUUUGUUCAAGCAGAUGGGACCCACAGUGUGUUAUUCACCUCACAACUAUGUUCAGAGAUGUGCCUUUAUCACCUGAGGAGCUGAAAUUUGUGGUGGAGAAAGUGUUAAGAAUGUUCAGCAAACUGGAUUUACAAGAGGUCCCUCCCCUCGUUUACCAACUUCUUCUUUUAUCUGCAAAGGGGUGUAAGAAACAGAUCUUGGAUGGAAUCGUGAGUUACUUCAAAGAACAAGACCAGAGCCUAGAAGAAGAGCAAAAACGUGGACAGAGCCUUGACCUAGAAUUUGAGUCUAUUCCCCAGGAUCAGUUAAGGCAUGUGGAAGGCACCAUUAUCCUCCAUAUUGUUUUUGCCAUUCGGCUCGACCAUGAAUUGGGAAGAGAAUUCUUGAAAACUUUUAAAACUUCCUACACCGACAUGUGUCCUUUCAGUGUGGCUUUGUUACUUUCUGUUGCUCGUAUUCAGCGUUAUGAGGAACAGGUGUUCGACCUGUUAAAGGGCGCAGUUAUCAAAAGCUUCAAGGAUGAGCAGUUGCAGCAGGGCUCAAAGAUUCUAAAGGAUCUUUUGCCUCCACACCGCAGUGUGUCACAGAUGAUCCUGGACACUGUCAAAAACAGUGUGUUUGGUUGGGACCAUGUGACCCAGGGCCUGGUUCAGCUCGGUUUCUUUCUUAUGGACAACUUUGGACCGAAGCCUGGACCAUUUGGAAAGGCUGCAGAGAGUUCUGCUUCUUUAGCCAGGACUCCAAACCAGCAAGCCUGCAAGCUGGGCGGGCAAGUACUCCUCCUGGGAUUCAAGAUGCACGAGCCGCUGAGAGGUGAAAUCCUUGAGCAGGUUCUCAAUCGACUCGUCACGAAAACUGCUUCGCCUGUAACUCAUUAUUUAGACCUGUUUACUGACAUUGUGGUGUCUGCUCCCAUGAUCCUCCUGGAAUCAUCAUCCAAAGUGAUAGAAACAUUUGACCAGCUUUCAUAUUUACCUUUGGCGACAGUGCAGGGUCUUCUGAAAGCUGUUCAGCCGUUGCUCAAAGUCAGUAUGUCCCUGAAAGAUGCUCUGAUUUUGGUUCUUCGCAAAUCAAUGUUUUCCAGUCAACUCGAUGGCAGGAAGUCUGCAGUUACAGGUUUCCUUCUGUUACUGAAGAACUUUAAAGUGUUGGGCAGUUUGGCCUCAAGUCAGUCCAGCCAAUGUAUCUCAUCCAGUCAGGUCCAAGUGGAUGUUCAUUCUCGCUACAACUCUGCAGCCAAUGAAGCGUUCUGUUUGGAGAUCCUCAGCAGUCUGCGUCGCUGUCUGGGUCAACAGGCAGAUGUGAGACUAAUGCUCUAUGAGGGAUUUUAUGAUGUGCUUCGGCGUAACUCUCAGCUGGCGAGCUCGAUCAUGCAGACCCUCUUAUCACAACUUAAGCGUUACUACGAACCUGAACAAGACCUUCUGCCUCCUGUUAAACUGGAGCCCUGCAUCACUGCCCAUGGAGAUCAAGUCUUCCUACAAGAACCUCUGGCGCAUCUGCUGAGCUGCACCGUCCACUGUCUUUUGUGGCUCCAGAACAUGCACAGAGCAGCUACUGGUGAUGACAGCGAUGAGGAGGAAGAGGAGGAGGAAGGGUAUCAGUCCGAGCUGAUGACUAUCCUGGAGAGUUUGACAAGACGCAUGAUCAAGAGUGAGCUGGAGGACUUUGAGCUGGACAAAUCUGCAGAGUUUUCCAUGGGGUCAAGUGUUGGAGUGAAGAAUAACAUCUAUGCAGUUUUGGUGAUGGGCGUGUACGAGGUCCUCAUCGAGUACAACUUCAACAAGGCCAAUUACAAUAAAGAAUGCUUUGAAGGAAUUAUAGAGUUAUUUAAUCGUUAUCACAAGAUCGCUGAGAUUCUGAAGGAGAAAGCUGGAAAAGGCAAAGUGCCCUCCAACAAGACACCCCGAAGUCUGCUGUCAAUGGGUUAUAUUUCUACUAUUCUUCCGGCACUUUUCAGAGACAGCACUCAGAGCAGAGAGGAAGCACUCUCCGUUCUGCGAGCCAAUGGAGAAUUUGUACGAUAUUCACUGAGUGUGGCGAUACAGAAAAUCCAGCAGCUGGAGGAGACGGGACACACAGACGGCCCUGAUGGAAUGAAUACAGACAAAAUCUUCAGAUUCCUGUGUGACAUGACCAGUGUCCUGAUGUGGCGUUACACCAACAUCCCCAGUGUGGUGGAGGACGCAGGUAAAAAGGAGAAGAGGACCACUUUGUCUCUGUUGUGUCUGGAGGGUCUGCUCAGGAUCUUCACCACGUGUCAGCAGCGUUUCCCAGAGCGACUGGCUCAGCUCCUCUCGACCAUGGAGUCUGAGGAUGACCUGGAUGAAGGCAACGUCACUCAGAUGAACUUCUUUUACAUCCGUCAGUUUCAGAGGGUACUGUUUGCCCAGCUCAGCAGUGAACAGGACGAAUUCAACAGCAAAGAGGCUCAGUUGCUCAUCAGCAUUUUGAGUGUGCUUUCCCGACAGCUCAAACCGUCGUCCCAGGAGUUUGUUCAGAUGGUCACAUGGACUGUAAAAGUCUGCAAGGAGACAUGUUUUGAGGAUUGUCCGCUUGCCAAAGGACUGCUCUCUCUUCUCUUCAGUCUUCACGUUCUCUACAAAAGCCCCGUUAGUGUUUUAUUGGAACUCUGCCAAGACAUCCACAGCCAACUUGGAGACAUCGAUCAGGAUGUGGAGGUCGAAAAUCAGUCGCACUUUGUCAUUGUCAACUUAAAGACGGCUUCAACUGUGGCGAUGCUCGUGUUGUCUCAAGUUGAGCGAGUGCUGGAUGAAGUGGACUGGCUUAUUGCUAAAAGGAAAACCCAAACCACCACUGAGAAAACGGGGAAUGGUGAAUCCACUGAGAACACAGGACACCAAGAUCCAAUUGAAAAAAAUGUGACUUUGCAACUUGGGACACUGCUGACUGCCCUGAAUGAGCUGGUCCAGACUUCCCUCCCUCCUGGAACCUGCACCAUUACUUUGUUAAGAGCCAUGAGCCAAACAUACACCAUCCUCACAACCCUGGUUAAAUAUUACAUCCAAGUCUGUUCAAAUCAUGGGACACUGCCGUCACGGUUUGAGAAGUUGGUGAAACUCUCUGGCUCCCACCUGACCCCACAGUGUUACAAUUUCAUUACAUAUGCACAGAGCGGUGAAACCAAUGGUGGUGGUGCAGAUGACAAGAAGAAAAAGAAAAGGAUUGAAACUAAUACGGCCGCUUCUGCCAAGCUUCUGCGUGAGACAAAGACCAUUCCUGAUUUGAUCUUUAGCAUUGAACAGUAUGAGAAGUACCUGAUCACACUGUCUAAAAAGUCAAAGGUGAACUUGAUGCAAUAUAUGAAACAAAGCACAUCCAGAGAUUUCCGCAUCAACGCAGCAACUUUGGAAGCAGCUCUUCAAGAUCAGGAUGGCAGUCAGCAGACCACAGCAUCGCAAGAAGAUGAGGAGGAGCCACAGGAGCCCAAGGAGAAGAAGAAGAGGAGAAGAUGAGCAACACCACCCUCUAGUGGAUUCCUGCUUGAACGUCUCACUGGCCUCACAUUUCACCAGUUUCAAUUAAGUCUGUUUAUUUAAGCUCAUUUGCCUUUUGCCAGAGAGCCUUUUGUUACUUCAAUGAUUUCAUAGAUGUCCACAGCUUCUCCUGUUCAACACAAUUUGUCACAGCUAUUGUUAAAUGUUUACUUUGUUUCAUUAAAUAAAUGUUAUAUAAAUAUCA
Boleophthalmus pectinirostris (great blue-spotted mudskipper) is the source of this 4402-nucleotide messenger RNA. RefSeq names its product FA complementation group I (gene fanci). Gene Ontology annotation, molecular function: DNA polymerase binding. The transcript is spliced from 37 exons. Lineage: Eukaryota; Metazoa; Chordata; Actinopteri; Gobiiformes; Gobiidae. Bases 205 to 4176 code for a protein of 1323 amino acids. The record is from RefSeq and is a predicted model, not a curated record. Gene Ontology annotation, biological process: DNA repair.